GAUUGUUUAUUUUGGUUCAUGCGCUUUUACGUAUCCCGUUUAUAUUGUUUUUCGUAAAUAUUGCAUAAUAUUUGCAAUGGCAAAUUCGUUUGAUAAACUUCGAGAGUUGGACUUAUCACGUGACGAAGUAGAACGGAUAGGUGAGGCUCUGAAGAACAAGGAAUUUAGGAAGCUGCUCAGUGACUACGUGGAGGAGGUCCAAAACCCCGAAAACAAGAAGCUGUACGAAAAAGAAAUCACUCAGUUAGAGAAAGAACGUGGUGUUGAUGUUACUUUUAUUCAUCCCAAACCGGGUUACGUGAUAAAAACUAGUGUAAACGGCAAUCAGAAAGCUUUCAUCAAUAUCUGUGCCAACGAUCACAUAAAAAAACCAUCAUCAUCUCCCACGAUCAAGGAAGGAGAGAAAGGUUUGUCUUGGUCGUUGCCACAUUCACUGUCACCCCCUCGUGAAGACGUAGAUAAUAAAGGUGUACGUUGCCAAGUGUUUGACGUAGUUUUCCAUCCAGACACCCUCCAUUUAGCAGAGAAAAAUAAGACCUUUCGCACUAUGGUGAAUAGUGCUGCUUUAGAUGCUGUAGAAUCAAGUUUUGAUGUCUCCUUGGACAAGAAGAACCUGAAGUUUCCAAAGCUUUCCUACAAGGGUGUCCCACGUGCUAGUGUCAUAAGAAAACCCUCCGAAACUAAACCAGUUGAGCGCUUACCUGAAGAAAAGGAAAUGUUUGAUAAAAUUUAUGCUCAGAUGCCUAACGUUAAUUCUAGUCCAUCCAAAAAACCUAAGAAAUCGUCUAGGAAAAGCAGUGUUGAAGACAAAUCUGUCUAUGCGACACCAAAGUAUGUCAUCAAGCAUAGAAGUCAUGUGGACAUUCAGGAGUUUACUGAGCAUAAAGAGUCGAAAAUGAACGCAGCAAUACCGAAAGAACUUAUAGUAGAGAUUAAUUUGCCUUUGAUAAAAUCUGCAACGGAUAUUACGUUAGACGUUACAGAAAAAACAGUACAACUUGUAAGUGAAAAACCUGCCAAGUACAAACUUAAUUUAACAUUACCAUAUAACGUCAAUGAAUCAGUGGGUAAUGCUAAAUUUGAUAAAGACCUGAAGAAACUUGUAGUAACGCUACCCGUAAAACGCAAUACAAAUUUGUUGCUGUGUGACUGUAAGGAUGAUAGUGGCGUAGAAAGUGAUCAAUUUUCUCCAGGUACCCCAGAAUCCGAGGAGGAAGUUAGUGAAAAACAAGAAAACAGACAAUUAGUUAGUGAACAUAAACCUAGUGAAAAAUGUACGGAAAAUUCGAGUGAGUUUAGGACUAAAUUCUUAGAUGAAAAUAUACAUUACAACUUACCCGAAUUUACUUGUCAUGUUUUUGAAAAUAUCAUUGCAUUUACCUUGAACGUUAAAAAUGUAGAUGAAAAUUCUGUUGGUAAAUUUAUCGAUAGUACAAGCUCGUCAAUUCACAUAAAAUUUACCAGUAUAGGCUCAAGUUACUACCCAUCAUAUUACGCGUUCUUUCUAAAAUUUCUGUCGCACCGAAUUGAUGAAGAAAACACAACUAUAGAAGUUUGGGAUAACAACGUAGUACUUCAGAUACAUUUCAAAACUUACGACAAACAAAUCAAGUCUUACUUGUAUGGUGUUGCUGAAGAAAAUUUAACAGAAAAAUAUGUUGAAGAACCUGAGAUCCUCAAUCAAAUCCUUGAAGAAAAUAAAGAGGAUGGUCAAAUGAAAGAAUCUGAUGGAAAAGAAGAAAAGAACAGCAAAAACGAGAUCGAGAAGUAUGAAGAAAAACAGUCGUCUCCUUCAAGUGAUUUGAAUAGUAGUGUGGAAGAAAUUAUAGAAAGGAAAACGCAAAGCAAAGCUAUUGAUAUUGUAGGCACCUCAUACGAAUCGAGUGGAGAUGAGUUAAGCUGCAAUAGUUAUAGCCCGAGAAAAAGUAAAGGUAUUCUGAAAAGGCUGCCGAUGAAACGUCAUUCCGUAGGACGUAGCGUGUCAGAAUCUAGCUUGGAUGAUUUUAUUUGUUCUUCCUCGUUUGAAAAUUGCCAUACCAGCCUCGAUUCGGUCAUCCCUGAGGAUGGAGAGAUUUCAACUAGCUUGAAGAAAACCGUACGAUUCAACGAUGUCGUUAUGAGGCAACUGUUUAGAUCAAAUUCUAGCAUCCUAGGCCAGAAGAAGAAGAACCAACGUAAAUCCAAGAACAAGAAACGUGCUCAAGAACGCCGACACAGUGAGAGUGAAGCGUCGGAAAGUGAUGACAAGAAGGAGAGAGAUUCAAAGGACUGCGAACAGUGUGAUAAUAACGAAAACGAAGAAGUCGAAGAGACUAACAAGAAGGAAGAUCAUGAUAUUUUCCAAAUAGACAUUGACAAUUAAUUUAGACUAAACAUUGACGAGGGACGGAGUAAAUUUUUUCUUUUUUUUUUCGAAACAUUUUAUUGCAUUUUCUGCUACUAGUUUCUACUAAAUCAUUAUUUUAAUAUACACUUUAAUUACGGCUUGUCACAUGUAGCUUUGUUUUAUAGUUAUGGUUUUUUUGCAUAUUCCCAGUGAAAAAUGUGUGAGCACAUCCAAUAUUUGCAAUGUAAUUGUAAUUUAUGUUGCUUUAUUUUUGUCUUAAAGACUUUCGGGACUGUCCUACGUACUCGUUUAAAUCUUGAUGAAAUAAUAAGUGGAGCAUAUCAUGCUUUGUAGUUUCAGCAUCUUACACCUCUAUUUCUAAACGUCUAAUGGUUUUAAGGAUAUCUUUAAUGUAAUUGGGUUCACACGAUAAAAAUACUAAGAAAAAAAAA
Molecule: messenger RNA, 2778 nt
Organism: Anoplophora glabripennis (Asian longhorned beetle)
Lineage: Eukaryota; Metazoa; Arthropoda; Insecta; Coleoptera; Cerambycidae
Product: protein kintoun
Exons: 2
Coding region: 77-2362 (761 amino acids)
Biological process (GO): axonemal dynein complex assembly
Cellular component (GO): cytoplasm
Source: RefSeq, a predicted model, not a curated record